Molecule: messenger RNA, 3148 nt
Organism: Macroventuria anomochaeta
Lineage: Eukaryota; Fungi; Ascomycota; Dothideomycetes; Pleosporales; Didymellaceae
Exons: 1
Coding region: 1-2919 (972 amino acids)
Biological process (GO): DNA repair; DNA replication
Cellular component (GO): Slx1-Slx4 complex; nucleus
Molecular function (GO): 5'-flap endonuclease activity
Source: RefSeq, a predicted model, not a curated record
AUGGCUGGGAAGGAGUACACAAUCGUUGUACUCUCCUCAUCCCCACCCGCCCCCGAUGCAUACAAUGCUCCGCGCUAUGCGGCGCCCACGAGACGCGUCGCAAUGUCCCCAUCCUCGCCGUUCGCUCUAUCUCCGCCCUCUAGCCCAGGGAAGAACACACCCGGCGCAUUGAUGUCCGGUUCUCGAGCCGUUCCAAUCCCUGAAAAGGCUACAAGAGGAUUCGCCACCAUGAGCAGCCUCGUUCACUCAGAGCACUUCGCACAGCAGCUAGACGACGAGUUCGUAGGUGUAACAAGAACAAAAUCACGGAGAGGGUCACUCAAAGGCAUAGGGGAAGGAGUUGCGGCUGCGAAGAAGCCCAGGAAGCGAUCUACCAAGAAUGCGACGGCUGUCGACGGUGAGAAGCCGGAACCGAAGCCAAGAGGCAGGAAACCAAAAGCAGACAAAGAGCUCGACAACAACAAUACUACCCUCGACCCUGAACUCGGGCUUCGACGUACUACGAGAUCACCCUUCUUUGAAAAUGCAGAAGCGCAAACGACAGUCAAGAGCCCUACCGAACCUGCAGCACAUGCGCCGAAGUUGACGAAGUCGGGCAAGCCACGAAAACCACGAGUGACGAAGGAGAAGCCUGAAAAUGGUGAUACGGAGCCGAAGCCAAAGAAGACGAGGGUUACGAAACCCAAAGCCGCGGCUGCUAAGACGGGCAAUGCGCAGCGGGGAGCUGCAAAGGUUGUAUCUGCACACCGCCCGGUUGACAAGGAGCAGAUCAGCAACACCACAGGGGGGACUAAUCCAACAAGUGAUAGGCAAGUUCAAGAUCCAUCGAUAUGGGAUGUGCCACAAAGUCCGGGAUCGAAACAGAAGGCAUCGAAGCAGCGGCCACCAGAUCCUUUAGCAGAAGGACUCGAUCUUGACGAGGCAGUGUCGAGAAGACGAGAUUGGACGCCUCCCAGGGAUACUGUCGCUCAAAGCCCUUCAACGGUAUCGACCGGAAAGGAAAACAGCCCAUCGGCGCACGACGUCAUGACCGGCACCUUCACUAAUCUCAUUUCCAACUUUACAUACGAAUCGCCAACCGUCAAACUCACGAGCAUUACCACGAUGCCAAUUACAGCAACUUCGGGCAUAACAAAGCGCCGCCGAGUCGAACUUGUUGAGCUCCCCGGUGUUCAGACCACCGCUCGAGCAUCAUCUCCAGAAAAGGGAAAAGCACCCAAGAAGAAGCCACGCACCAUCACAGAUUUGGUGACUGGCCAGUAUGCACCGAAGGACACGAACGCGGAUGCGCAGACUGUCACAAGUGACUUUUUCUCGCCACAAACCAGCAUGACGAAAGUGCCUUUAAACGACGUCACAGCGCCCAAUGCUGAGGCGUCGCAAAAGAAGCCACCUAGCAAGCGGUCGAAGUCGAAAGACAGCUCAGAGGGAGCGACAACAAAGGCGAAGCCUCGUGCGAGGAAGGCAUCAACAAAGCCGGCUGCUAAACCAAAGUUAGUCGCUGAGAAGUUACUCAGUCCUGCUUCUGCAGUGAUGCGCAUGAACCGGCAAGAGGUGUUGUUCGGCACUUCAAGUCAGCUUGCGCUGGAAGAAUCACCCACGACUGUGCGACAGAUACAGCGAGCUAUUACAGAAUCAGAGCAAGAAGCAGGGACCACGUCUCACUUCCUGCUGGAAGCCCCACCACGAUGGCCGAAUCUUCAGCGAAUUGAAGGAAAGCGAGGCUUAUGGCGAGAGAGCACAAGAGACGGCGAUGGCUGUCUGCUCGAGAACAUGGAGACCGUCUACGUUCCAGAGCCAGACCGGACGCAGGACUUGCCUCUUCUCAUGGACGUUGCUCACGAAAAGCCAAGCCUACCCGCUGAGUUUGUGGACAACGAUGACAUCGAGCCUCCUGCACCCAUUGCGAUCUCGUCAGACCUGCCGACACCACCAGGAUCUCAGUCGCAGAAACAGAUCGUGGAGCCUGUGCCUACAGAAACGGCGCUUGACAAGGUAUUCGACGAUAUCGAUGACUUUGAUAGCGGCCUUCCUCCAUCCAACCAAAACGCCGAGUCACAAAAUAGCUUCGCAGAUAUCGAUGAUUUCCAGCCUGCUCCUUCAGCUGCAGCACAUCGCUCGCCCCAUAGCAUGGCAAGACCGCCAGCAUCAGCCCCAGCAAUGGCUACAGCUACGGGCUCACCCAAGAAACGUCGAGGUCGACCUCCUAAAGCAAAGAGCGCGAUACCAACUGUCCCAGCAGCAGCACCGCCUCCAUUGCGCAAUCCAUCACCGGCACAGCAGAUUCUACAGCGUCUGCCAUCAACCCCGCCGAAGGGGUCAGGCCGCUUCAUCGAUAUCGAGGAAAUUUUGGAUUCGGAAGAUGAGGCUCUCGAAGCGUUCUCGCCUACACCGCCUCGAGUGCGCAAGCUACAAGACUCACCUCCGUUACCGUUGGCUUUCGAUCAGGAACCUUCGGCGCCCAAUAAGGUUCAAGUAGACGAGCCCGGGAUCACGCCAAUCUUUCGCAUCUUCACAUCUCAUCUCGAAUGGGCCAACAUUAAACCCUCUAUCUGCACGGCCAUAACCGCACACAUCCGCUCCAUACCACCGACCACAGAUCCCAAGAAACCGAGCUGGCACGAGAAGAUCCUCAUGUAUGACCCCAUUAUCCUCGAAGACUUCACCGCCUACCUCAAUAGCAAUACCAAGCUUCGCACGUACAAACGAGCGACACAGAAGCAGAUUAAAGCCUACAACAACGAGCUGAAGAUUAAAGGCAGUGCAAUCUUGGGUGUGGAGAGAAAUGAUCAAGUGCUGGCAAUUGAGAAAGAGCUGGAGGUGCACAUGGUGAGGGACUGGUGUCAGGAGAUGAGCAUCUGCUGCAUCCAUGCAAAGGAGAGUCGAGGCCGAGGAAGUGCGAGGAAGGUAUUCUACUAGUUCCAUGGGGGUGCAUGAUGAGGGGAAAUGUGUAAUGAGGAAGAUACCCAGACGCCCAUGGAGGCAGAUCUGCAUAUGACGACGUUACGAUUUAGCAUGAGUGUGCACAAUCGAAGAGCAAGGAACUGAUAACAACAGCCGCGGUCCCCUGCGCACACCAAUAUCGAAUCUCCUCUUACGAGACUCGACUCGACACUAAGAACCCUACGAAAAGUGUGAACUCGUCACC